This is a messenger RNA of Saccoglossus kowalevskii, 1943 nucleotides long. Its product is annotated as GPI-anchor transamidase component PIGS-like. Gene Ontology annotation, biological process: attachment of GPI anchor to protein. The record is from RefSeq and is a predicted model, not a curated record. Gene Ontology annotation, cellular component: GPI-anchor transamidase complex. NCBI's taxonomy places the organism in Eukaryota, Metazoa, Hemichordata, Enteropneusta, Harrimaniidae.
AUGUCUGCCAUCGAACGAGAAAAAGAAGACCAAUCUUGGCAACACGCUUAUGCUGCUCUGAGUAUUGCUUUUCUAUGCCUUGUUGUUGGAUUACCACUUUGGUGGAAGACUACUACCACCUAUCGAGCCAGUCUACCUGAUAGUGAGAUCACAGGCAUUGCCAGUCUGCAGACAUUUUGCAAGAUUCCAGUGACUGUGGUUCUUGUUGGUGGUGAUGUUAGCCAAAAUAAUCUGAACUCUCUUCAAAAUCAUCUAGACUACACACUUGUAUCAGACUACAGUGGUCGCUAUUCAAGACUAACAUUUCAUUAUGCUGUGAACGUUAGAAGUGCAAAUAAAAGAGAGACAGACGUAUUUCGCCUAAAAUCAACACUAAAAGAUUUAGAUGCUGAUAUUUACCUGCUGGACCAGGAAUCUACAGUAGGUUCUUCCAUAGUGUAUAUUUUACAAGAUUACAGUGGUGUUUUCCAUGUUUCAAAGAUUCAUGUUGGCAGAUACAGACAUGCUUUUGUAUCUGGACAAGAUUUGAAAUCAGCGGCUGCUCUUGCAGCUCAGGUUGUGAAGGAGCUACAUGUAAAUGAGGCUUUGGCUGCCAAGAUACAUGGUACAGCUGCUGGUGUGAAACACACAGAGGCUGAUGUGGAGAGUAUGCGGUCAGUGAGAUCAACACCAGGAUACGAGCUCACGUUCAGUUUACUAAAUCCCAGUCCUGAUGUCAUCAUAGCUAAAUGGGACAUUGCUGAAGGAAUCAGGAGUUAUUUAGAUCCCUUUCUGAAGACACUGACAGAAUAUGCUGAUUUCACUGUCAAUUCACAAGUGCUGUACUAUAUGGGAUUGGCUGUCACCCCAACCAAAGAUGAUACUAAUAAGAGAUAUGUAUUGAAUGCUGCUUCAUUGCCACAUCUCAUCAAUCCUGUGGAAGCAAAACUAGGCUCACAUGUCUCUACCAAUCCUACAUUAAAUUUCCUCGUGUACGUACCACCGCCAUCACAGUCACCACUGCAUAUACUUAAUGAGCAUGGUGAUACUGUCACCAAUAAUGCCUUUCUGAGUCCACGAUGGGGUGGCAUUAUGCUUUACAAUUCCCCAAGAGACACUAGUGGUAAUGUGACACUGCCCGAUACGGUUGACGUUGAUAUGAAGACAGUCAUGGAAGUGUUUCUCUCACAAUUAAGACUUCUCAUUGGUGUUCCGAAACAGAAAUCUGACCCGCUAUUGACUAUAGCUAGUCCCGACAACACUGGUAUAACACAUUGGGAGUUAGAUUUUCUACUAAGAACGCGAACCUUAGAAAAUGUUGCCACUGCUACUUUGACGUUGUCGUCUUUGUCUCAGUUGUUAGGUCAGAUACGCAAUAUGGUGAUUAGAGAUGACAUUGCAGAGCAGGUUUACAUUGCUGUAGAGUCUAUUCAAAGCACGCACAGCUAUUUAAAAGACGGCAAUAUGUACAGAGCAUUCCAUUCAUCAAAGAGAGCUAUCCAAGCAUCAGAAACAGCGUUCUUUGAUCCAUCCCUUCUGGAACUUUUAUAUUUCCCAGAAGAUCAAAAGUUUGCGAUAUACAUUCCAUUGUUUCUGCCGAUGAGUAUACCGGUGUUGAUGUCAACAGUCAAGGCAUUGAAAUGGAUCAAAUCUAAGAGACGUCAAAAUAAAAGAGCGAAGCGUGACUGAGAAACAUACUUGUGGGGGUUUUUGUUUAGCGUGGACUUUUUGUGAAAGAGCACCCUCUGUGGUCAAAGUUGUUGCUUCUUUUUUUCACAACUUUUACUCUGUGUUGUCUUUCAAAUUAAUGUCCGACAAGAUUUGUGCAUUCUCACCAUUCAAACUUUUCCCCAACAAGCUCUGUAAAUACAGUUGUGUGAAAAAAAUUUUUUACUUUCAAUAAAUCUGAAACUUUUGAUAAAAAUAUGCAUCUUUUUUGCUACAAUUACGACUUUCUCAAAGAU